This is a messenger RNA of Acaulospora morrowiae, 1677 nucleotides long. NCBI's taxonomy places the organism in Eukaryota, Fungi, Glomeromycota, Glomeromycetes, Diversisporales, Acaulosporaceae. The record is from the annotation of a GenBank genome assembly.
AUGCUGUCACGACAAUAUGCCACUCAUAAAGAACUUAGAUUUUCCGUUGAGGGGCGUGCUUCUUUACUAAAGGGCAUCGACUUAUUGUCCAAAGCUGUUGCCGUCACGUUAGGACCUAAAGGACGUAACGUGAUAAUUGAACAACCUUAUGGAAGCCCGAAAAUUACGAAAGAUGGCGUUACGGUAGCUAAAAGCAUAACACUUCAAGAUAAAUUUGAAAAUCUUGGGGCCAGGCUGGUUCAGGAUGUCGCAAAUAAGACAAAUGAAAUUGCUGGAGAUGGUACGACUACAGCUACAAUUCUUACUCGCGCAAUUUUCGUCGAAGGAGUGAAAAAUGUUGCUGCUGGUUGCAACCCUAUGGAUCUCCGCCGUGGUGUCCAAUUAGCCGUUGAUGCGAUUGUUAAAUUCUUGAGAGAAAACAGUCGCGUAAUCACCACCAGUGAAGAGAUCGCUCAGGUCGCUACCAUUUCAGCUAAUGGUGAUACGCACGUUGGUAAGCUAAUCGCGAGUGCAAUGGAAAAGGUUGGAAAGGAGGGUGUUAUCACUGUAAAGGAAGGAAAGACUAUUGAAGACGAACUUGAAAUAACUGAGGGAAUGAGAUUUGAUCGUGGAUAUAUCUCUCCUUACUUUAUAACUGAUGUUAAAACUCAAAAAGCUGAGUUUGAAAAGGCCUUUGUUCUUUUGUCUGAAAAGAAGAUAUCAGCCCUUCAAGAUAUUCUUCCAGCUUUAGACGCCUCAGCCCAACAGCGCAAGCCGCUUUUGAUCAUUGCUGAAGACAUUGAUGGAGACGCUUUGGCUGCAUGCAUACUAAAUAAGCUUCGAGGAAACGUUCAGGUUGUCGCAAUCAAGGCACCAGGCUUUGGCGAUAAUCGUAAAUCUAUUUUGGGUGAUUUGGCUAUUUUGACAGGCGGAACGGUUUUCUCAGAUGAAUUAGACAUUAAGCUUGAACGUUUUACACCUGAUUUAUUUGGGUCAGUUGGUUCUGCUACUAUAACUAAAGAAGAUGCUAUUUUACUUAACGGGGAAGGUUCUAAAGAACAGAUCAACCAGAGGUGCGAGCAGAUUCGUGCCGCUAUUAAUGAUCCAUCUGUGUCAGAUUAUGAGAAAGAAAAACUCCAAGAGCGACUUGCUAAACUGUCAGGAGGCGUUGCAGUAAUCCGGGUGGGAGGUUCUUCAGAAGUUGAAGUCGGUGAAAAAAAGGAUCGUUUUGUUGAUGCUUUAAAUGCCACACGAGCAGCCGUUGAAGAAGGAAUUGUCCCAGGUGGCGGAAUCGCGCUUUUAAAAUCCAUCAAGUGCUUAGACUCCCUGAAGCCUGCUAAUUUUGAUCAAAAGUUGGGUAUAGAUAUUGUUAGAUCAGCCCUUCAAAAACCUGCACGAACAAUUAUAGAUAAUGCUGGGGAAGAAGGUGCAGUCAUUGUGGGAAGACUAUUGGGAGAUCAUGGAGAUAACUUUAACUAUGGCUAUGACGCUGCUUUAAGUGAAUAUUGUGACCUGACCGCACGUGGCAUUGUAGAUCCCUUAAAGGUCGUGAGAACGGCUCUUGUUGAUGCUUCCGGUGUAGCUAGCUUACUAACAACAACAGAAUGUAUGAUCACGGAAGCUCCUGAAGAAAAAGGCCACGGCGUGGGUGCACCUGGUAUGGGAGGUAUGGGAGGUAUGGGAGGUGAUAUGAUGUAG